This is a messenger RNA of Lampris incognitus (smalleye Pacific opah), 6165 nucleotides long. RefSeq names its product calcium channel, voltage-dependent, L type, alpha 1F subunit a (gene cacna1fa). Lineage: Eukaryota; Metazoa; Chordata; Actinopteri; Lampriformes; Lampridae. The coding region runs from base 1 to 6165 and encodes 2054 amino acids. Gene Ontology annotation, molecular function: high voltage-gated calcium channel activity. The transcript has 46 exons. Gene Ontology annotation, biological process: calcium ion import across plasma membrane. The record is from RefSeq and is a predicted model, not a curated record. Gene Ontology annotation, cellular component: voltage-gated calcium channel complex; membrane.
AUGGAUGUGGCGAAAAAAGAUGCCCCCGUUGGGGGCGAUGGAGGCAAAUCCGACACCCUGGGCUCGACGGGCUCAGCCAGAAAAAGGGGAGGGGGUGCCAAGAAGGCGAUGCAGGCAAACAAGUCUGCCCUCCGAGCCCCCCGCGCCCUGUGCUGUCUCACCCUCAGCAACCCCAUUCGAAUGGCGGCCCUGGCCCUCGUCGAAUGGAAAUAUCUUUUUCUUUGGCCUUUUGAUAUAUUUAUCCUACUUGCCAUCUUUGCCAACUGUGUGGCCAUGGGGGUUACCAAGCCCUAUCCGGACGAUGACUCCAAUGCUACCAAUCACAAUCUGGAACAAGUGGAGUACGUCUUCCUAGUCAUCUUCACCAUCGAGACCUUCACUAAAAUUCUGGCCUACGGCUUGGUCAUGCACCCUAGCGCCUACAUACGCAGCGGAUGGAACUUGCUGGACUUCGUCAUCGUCAUCGUCGGGUUGUUCAGUGUAAUAGCUGAGGGGAUGACGGACCACAAACCAGGAGAGGCCCACCAUGCCGCUGGAAAGCCCGGAGGCUUGGACGUCAAAGCUUUAAGAGCUUUCAGAGUGUUAAGACCGCUCAGGCUGGUUUCUGGAGUACCGAGUCUCCAGAUUGUGUUGAACUCUAUCAUGAAAGCCAUGGUCCCCUUGCUCCACAUUGGCAUGCUGGUCAUGUUCGUCAUCAUCAUCUACGCCAUCAUCGGCUUGGAGCUCUUCAUCGGCCGGAUGCACAAGACGUGCUUCUACGCCGGCACAGAGCUCAUGGUGGACGAUGACCCGACGCCGUGCGCCUUUGCCGGGAACGGGCGCCUCUGUGUCAGCAACGGGACAGAUUGCAGGGGCAAGUGGGAGGGACCCAACGGCGGCAUCACGAACUUUGACAACAUCUUCUUUGCCAUGCUCACAGUCUUCCAGUGUAUCACCAUGGAGGGCUGGACCGAUGUGCUGUACUGGAUGAACGACGCCAUCGGCUUUGAGAUCCCCUGGAUUUACUUUGUUUCUUUGGUCAUCUUCGGAUCGUUUUUCAUCAUCAACCUUGUGUUGGGUGUGUUGAGCGGAGAGUUCUCCAAGGAAAGGGAGAAGGCCGUGGCCCGUGGUGAGCUGCAGAAAGCCCAGGAGAGCAAGCAGAUGGAGGAAGACAUGAUAGGAUACAUGGACUGGCUCAUCGAGGCCGAGGAUGUGGAUGAAGAGGGAAACAAGCGUGCUGCGAUUGCCAAGAAAAAGAUGAUGAAGAAGUUUGGCUGGUACAAACACAGCGAGGAUGGAGGAGAGUCGGACUCUGACGAUGACAUAGCGUAUCUCGAUGACGACAGCGGCUUCUGUGCCUCACUCAUGGCAAAGAUGAUGGCCAAUAGCUUCUGUGACCAGCUGUGCCAGUUGAACCAUACCUUUAGGAAGAACUGUCGUGUGGCGGUUAAGACCACCAACUUCUACUGGCUGGUGCUCCUUCUGGUGUUCCUUAACACCGUGGCCAGUGCCUCUGAACACUAUGGACAGCCCAAGUGGCUGACCGAAAUGCAAGAGCGAGCCAAUAAGAUCCUGCUGCUCUUGUUCACCUUGGAGAUGUCGAUGAAGAUGUAUGCUUUUGGACUGCAGAUCUACUUCAUGGCUCUGUUCAACCGCUUCGACUGCUUCGUGGUGUGCGGUGGCAUUCUUGAGACGCUGCUGGUGGAGAUGGACGUCAUCCCGCCCAUCGGCAUCUCUGUGCUACGCUGCAUCCGACUGCUCAGGAUAUUCAAGAUGACUCGACACUGGGCCGCCUUGUCUGACUUGGUCAACUCGCUGCUCAACUCCAUGAAGGCUAUCUGCUCCCUCCUGCUCCUGCUCUUCCUCUUCCUCAUCAUCUUCGCCCUGCUGGGCAUGCAGCUGUUCGGAGGCAAAUUCAACUUCGAUGAAACCCAGAUGAAGAGGAGCACCUUUGACUCCUUCCCUCAGGCGCUGCUCACCUGUUUCCAGAUCCUGACAGGAGAGGACUGGAAUGCUGUGAUGUAUGAUGGCAUCAUGGCCUAUGGAGGGCCCAUCUUCCCAAACAUGGUGGUGUGCAUUUACUUCGUCAUUCUGUUUGUCUGCGGUAACUACAUCCUGCUCAAUGUCUUCUUGGCUAUCGCUGUGGACAACUUGGCAGGAGGCGGUGGCAAGAAGAAAGUUGAGGAGAAAAAGGAAGAGGAAGAAGAGUGGGAUGAAGAUGAGGAGAAAGAGGAUGAAGAUGCAGGGAAUGACGAAGAUGAUUGGCAGGAGAAUGAGGAGCUGAGGGCCAUUGAGGGACUUGAGGGAGUUGCUCCGUUGAAGCCCGACUUCUCCGGGCCCAAAGAAAAGAUCGUCCCUAUCCCCGAUGGAAGCUCUUUCUUCAUUCUUGGGAAGAAAAACUGCCUGCGAGUGGCCUGCCACAACCUCAUCCAUCACCCCUACAUCACCAACUUCAUCCUCAUCUUCAUCAUCCUCAGCAGCAUCUCGCUGGCUGCUGAGGAUCCAAUCAAAUCCCACUCAUUCAGGAACAUUGUAAGACCACCGCUGCUCAUACUGAGUUUGAUGCUGGAGCGGAUCAGAGGCUUACAUGGUUUCUGUCCGCAGGUGCUCGGCUAUGCUGAUUAUGUAUUCACGUCAGUGUUCACAGUGGAGAUCAUACUGAAGAUGACGGUUUACGGGGCAUUUUUGCACACCGGUUCCUUCUGCAGGAACGCCUUCAACCUUCUUGACCUGUUGGUGGUCAGUGUAUCUCUCAUGUCAUUCUUCCUCCAUUCAAGCGCCAUAUCUGUGGUCAAGAUUCUACGAGUGCUUCGCGUGCUCAGGCCUCUUCGAGCUAUCAACAGAGCCAAGGGACUCAAGAACGUUGUGCAGUGUGUGUUUGUGGCCAUCCGAACCAUCGGCAACAUCUUGAUUGUCACGUCCCUCCUCCAGUUCAUGUUUGCAUGUAUCGGAGUGCAGCUUUUCAAGGGCCGAUUCUACAGCUGCACAGACGAAGCCAAACACACCCCUGAUGAAUGCAAGGGUACCUUCGUGGUUUAUAAAGACGGGGAUAUGAACCACCCCAUGGUCAGAGAGAGGAUUUGGCAAAACAGUGAUUUCAACUUUGACAACGUGCUGAUGGGGAUGCUGGCUUUGUUUACCGUGUCAACAUUUGAGGGCUGGCCACAGCUGCUUUACAAGGCUGUGGAUGCGAACGCCAUCAACCGCGGCCCCAUCUACAACUACCGUGUGGAAAUCUCCAUCUUCUUCAUCAUCUACAUCAUCAUCAUCGCCUUCUUCAUGAUGAACAUUUUCGUGGGUUUUGUCAUCAUCACGUUUCGAGAGCAGGGAGAGGCCGAAUUCAAAAACUGCGAACUUAACAAGAACCAACGACAGUGUGUAUACUAUGCCCUGAAAGCCCAGCCCAUUAAGAUUUACAUACCCAAGAAUCCAUCCCAGCUCAAAUUCUGGAAGAUCAUCAACUCCAGCCAGUUUGAAUAUGUCAUGUUUGUGCUGAUUCUGGGCAACACCCUCACCCUCGCUGUUCAGCAUUACGAGCAGUCCAAAAUGUUCACGUCCAUCAUGGACAUCCUCAACUUGAUCUUCACCAUCGUCUUUACCGUGGAGAUGGUCAUCAAAUUGCUGGCUCUCCGGGCACACCACUAUUUCAUCGACCCUUGGAAUUCGUUUGAUGCUCUGAUUGUGGUGGGAAGCGUGCUGGACAUCGCCGUUUCCGAGUUUAGUGGAGGAGGCGGACACGGGGAGGUAAGAGGUAAAGGAGAAAGUGGGAAAGUGUCCAUCACAUUUUUCCGAUUAUUCCGAGUCUUGCGACUGGUGAAGCUGCUCAGUAAAGGGGAGGGUAUUCGAACCCUCCUCUGGACUUUCAUCAAGUCCCUGCAGGCUUUGCCGUAUGUCGGCCUGCUCAUCGCCAUGAUCUUUUUCAUCUACGCUGUGAUCGGCAUGCAGACAUUUGGAAAGGUGGCCAUAGAUGAGAGCACCCAUAUCAACAGGAACUGUAACUUCCAGACCUUCUUCAUGGCAGUUCUGCUCCUCUUCAGGUGUGCCACGGGCGAGCAGUGGCAGGAGAUCAUGUUGGCAGCAUUGCCGGGCAGACGAUGUGAUCCCGAGGCUGACACGGAGCCAGGGGAGGAGUUCAGCUGCGGCAGCAACUUGUCCUACAUCUACUUCAUCAGCUUCUUCAUGCUCUGUGCUUACCUGAUCAUCAACCUGUUCAUCGCCGUCAUCAUGGAUAACUUUGAGUACCUGACCAGAGACUGGACUGUACUGGGCACUCACCACCUGGACGAGUUUAAGAGAGUGUGGUCUGACUACGAUCCUGAAGCCACGGGUCGAAUAAAGCACAUCGAUGUAGUCACCAUGCUGCGCAGGAUUCAACCUCCUCUUGGUUUUGGAAAACUCUGCCCUCAUCGUGUGGCGUGCAAGAGACUGGUUGCCAUGAAUGUGCCGCUGCACGCUGACGGGACCGUCACCUUCAGCGCCACCCUGUUCGCCCUGGUGCGCACCUCCCUCAAGAUUAAAACAGAAGGCCCCAUUGACCAGCAGAAUGAAGAGCUCAAACUGAUUAUUAAGAAGCUAUGGAAACGAACCAAGCCCAAGCUGCUGGACGAAGUCAUUCCUCCCCCUAGAGGCGACGAGGUCACUUGUGGAAAGGUUUACGCGAGCUUCCUGAUCCAAGACUACUUCAAGAAGUUCCGCAAGAGAAAAGAGAGGGAGAGGAAAUCCAAGAGGAAAGACAAGGCGGCUUCUCUCCAGCAAGGGCUGCGGACGCUUCAGGACCUGGCUCCGGAGAUGCGUCUGGCCAUGGCCUGCGACCUGGAAGAAGAGGAGGCCGCCGACGGAGACAUGACCGGCGAUGAGGUUUUCGAGAGCGACGCCGGCACCUCAGCGAUGACCACGCCCUGCAGCACCCCCAUGCCGCCGGCGGACAUGCUGGAGGAGCAGACCACUGUGUUCAUCGAGCCCGAGCCCCACGUCCCAGACGAGGACGUGGUCACACAACAGGUGCAGGGCCUUCGAGAGAACCAGUGGCUGGAAUUCCAGCUCGCAUCCGUCAACGCGGUGGUGGAGCAGCCCGUAGGGUUGGAGUCCCCCCCUGCCAGAUAUUUGUACCCAGACGUCCCAGCCGUCUCCCCAGUCCCAGCUGAGACGGGCUACAACGGACAGGGUGUGGACAUGGCCGACAGCAUCGCCAGUCUGUCCUAUGCCAUUCAUGAUGGCAAUGGCGUAGUCAGCAAUGGGUACAACGGCGCCAGCAUAAACGGAGGAAGUGUCACCGCGAGCAGCCUCGGGACCUACAACGGCAACGGCUACAACGGCAACGGCUACAACGGCAACGGCUACAACGGCAGCGGCUACGGCGGCAACGGCUACAACGGCAACGGCUACGGCGGCAACGGCUACAACGGCAACGGCAGCAUCAUCAACACCAAUGGUAACGGGAGCACGGUGAGCAGUGCCACCAGAAACGGCUACAACGAAAACGACAACGGUGACCUGCAGUUUGUCAGACGGCGUCUCCUUCCCGCGAUACCGAAAGGUCGUAAGCCGACCUUUAAUCUGCAGUGUUUGACGCCGCAGACCAGCGUCGAUGACCUCCCCAUCCCCGGCACCUAUCACGCUAAUUCGCCCGUCAGCAGGUCGCGGCUGCAGACCCACCACAGCCUGGACUCCAGACCCAGCAGCGUGUCCUCGCUGUCCUCGGCCUCCUGGGCCAACACCACCGCAGCUGGUACCACUCCUGCCGCGGCGACAAUAGGACCCACCGGACGCAGAGGCAAGCUGAUCUACACGCCAAUGAUCCUGAUGGACGAGGCCUCCGGCGCCCAUCAGCCCUUGUGGAGUGAAGCGUCUGCAAGCCUGCCCGUCGGCAGCCGUCGUGGCUGGUACCCCGGUCAGUCCAGGACCUACACCAGCGUCAGGAUGCCACCUGCUAGUCAAGGCUACGCAGGGAGAGGCAGCGCAGACAGUUUGGUCGAGUCUAUUUUGAUAUCGGAGGGCCUCGGUCUUUACGCCAGGGACCCGAAGUUUGUCAACUUUGCCAAGCGGGAGAUCGCCGAAGCCUGUCACAUGUCCUUGGAUGACAUGGAGUAUGCGGCCUCUGACCUGAUAGCCCGCGGUGCCAGCCGGUCAGUUGGACGAUUUGAGGAGGAGCUGGCAGAUGAAAUGAACUGUGUGAUUUCCUACUGA